UCUUCCUCUCACUCAAAAGACAUUUGUUCUUCUUCUUCUUCUUUGAAGGAAAUAAUGGGUCAUUUUUGGACUUUGAUCACUCAUCUUCAUACUAUUGCCGGGCCAGUGACGAUGUUGCUCUAUCCUCUAUAUGCAUCAAUAAUAGCUAUAGAGAGCACUUCCAAGUUGGAUGAUGAACAAUGGCUUGCUUAUUGGAUUCUCUAUUCUUUUCUUACACUUGUGGAGAUGCUGCUUCAACCCAUUCUUGACUGGAUACCAAUAUGGUACGAUGUGAAGUUGAUAGUUGUGGCAUGGCUAGUUUUGCCCCAGUUUAGAGGAGCUACUUUUAUAUAUGAAACCUACGUUAGGGAAAAGCUAAUCAAGAAAUAUGGAGAAUCACAUCAGCAUAAGUCUCCUGAGGUCAAGGCCAAAAAGAAAUCUGUACACUUCAUUACUCCAAAGACGGGAGAAGAUGAAGCUUACUAAGGAGCAUGUAUGAUCGAUGUUCAAGUUUGCUAGCUGUUGUAAUUUUAAUUUGACACUGGAAGCAUACUUUGUAUUACGGACAAGCUUAUUAUGAGAUCUGUUAUGCAUG
Nicotiana tabacum (common tobacco) is the source of this 574-nucleotide messenger RNA. RefSeq names its product HVA22-like protein e. Lineage: Eukaryota; Viridiplantae; Streptophyta; Magnoliopsida; Solanales; Solanaceae. The record is from RefSeq and is a predicted model, not a curated record.